This is a messenger RNA of Chrysochloris asiatica (Cape golden mole), 838 nucleotides long. RefSeq names its product copper chaperone for superoxide dismutase (gene CCS). Bases 12 to 836 code for a protein of 274 amino acids. The record is from RefSeq and is a predicted model, not a curated record. Gene Ontology annotation, molecular function: copper ion binding. NCBI's taxonomy places the organism in Eukaryota, Metazoa, Chordata, Mammalia, Afrosoricida, Chrysochloridae. The transcript has 8 exons. Gene Ontology annotation, biological process: removal of superoxide radicals.
UAGGGUCCAGGAUGGCGUCGGGUUCAGGGGACAGCGGGACCGCCUGCACGCUGGAGUUCGCUGUGCAAAUGACGUGUCAGAGCUGCGUGGAUGCGGUUCGCAAGUCCCUGCAGGGGGUGGCAGGUGUCCAGGGCGUGGAGGUGCAGUUGGAGAACCAGAUGGUCUUGGUGGAGACCACCCUGCCCAGCCUGAAGGUGCAGGCCCUCCUGGAGGGCACAGGGCGGCAGGCUGUACUCAAGGGCAUGGGCAGUGGUGUAUUACAGAAUCUGGAAGCAGCAGUGGCCAUUCUGGGAGGGCUUGGCCCCGUGCAGGGAGUGGUGCGCUUUCUGCAGCUGACCUCUGAGCGCUGUCUCAUUGAGGGGACCAUUGACGGCCUGGAACCUGGUCCCCAUGGCCUCCACGUCCAUCAGUUCGGAGAUCUGACCAGCAAUUGUGCCAGCUGUGGGGACCACUUUAACCCUGAUGGAGCAUCUCACGGAGGCCCCCAGGACACUGAACGGCAUCGUGGAGACCUUGGAAAUGUCCAUGCGGAUGCUGAUGGCCGUGCAGUCUUUAGGAUGGAGGAUGAGAAGCUGAAGGUGUGGGACGUGAUUGGACGUAGCCUGGUGAUUGAUGAGGGAGAGGAUGACCUGGGCCAAGGUAGCCACCCCUUAUCCAAGGUUACUGGGAACUCAGGCGAGAGGUUGGCCUGUGGCAUCAUUGCACGCUCUGCUGGCCUGUUCCAGAACCCUAAGCAGAUCUGUUCCUGCGAUGGUCUCACCAUCUGGGAAGAGCGGGGUCGGCCCAUCGCUGGCAAGGGCCGAAAGGAGCCAGCCCAGCCCCCUGCUCACCUCUGAGC